Archocentrus centrarchus (flier cichlid) is the source of this 1447-nucleotide messenger RNA. It is a transcript of the gene ndufaf1, whose product is annotated as NADH:ubiquinone oxidoreductase complex assembly factor 1. NCBI's taxonomy places the organism in Eukaryota, Metazoa, Chordata, Actinopteri, Cichliformes, Cichlidae. The record is from RefSeq and is a predicted model, not a curated record. Gene Ontology annotation, biological process: mitochondrial respiratory chain complex I assembly; mitochondrial electron transport, NADH to ubiquinone. The transcript has 6 exons. Gene Ontology annotation, cellular component: mitochondrion. The coding region runs from base 338 to 1252 and encodes 304 amino acids.
UUGCUCGCACAGUUAAUGCAAAUGUGUUUAACUGAGAUAUAAAAACACAUUUGCACAGGUUCCCUUCAAAUUACAUUAUUAAGGAGGUUCAAUUAAAUAAUAUGUUACAGAAACGAAACUGGUGGAUUUAAGAACAUACAGAGUUCGCAGAGAGGGGAACCAUGUAUGAGUACAGGAGUCAGGACACUAAUCGUUGGUGCACGGAAGCUGUCUUUUUAGUGGUUCGCUGAGUGACUUUUCUGCUUGAAGAAUAACCCAAACAGCCGACCCGAUGUCUCCACCACAGGUUUACUGCUACAGCGUGGUCACACAGUGAAACCUGCAGAUCAGCGCUGAAAUGUCCCUGCUGAGGAUCACACGCCUCCCUUCUAGGAGACUGCUGAGCUCCAUCCUCCACCAUCAGCUACUCCUCCCGUCCGUCACUCCUCUCGCUGUGCCCAAAAGAGCUGUGAUCCAGGGUGAAUACAGACGGCCCGGCCAGCCCAAAAAGGACAAGUUUCCAUGGCAAAAUAUUAACUUUAGCUUCUCAAAGGGUUUGGAGGGGAUAAAGAAGCAUUUCACACUUCUGAAAAAGGAGUUUACUGACCACUGGGUUGGUCCGGAGGGCAGACCGAUUGUUGAGCACAUGCUGGAGCAGAACAGAGUCGUAUGGGAGUUCAGAGGUCCAGAGAGCCUGGAGGAGUGGACGGUGUCUUCUGAUCAUGAGAUUGGAGGUCACAGUGAAGUUUACCUGAAACUCGGAAAAAACGAUAAUACCUGUUUUCUGUAUGGGACACUGAGCUCUACUCCCCCAAGAGAUGGAGAAACACGCUACAGUGGAUACUGCACUAUGCGCUCAAAGCAGCCACUGGCUUCCUUUGAUAGAAAAAAGCACCAUGAUUGGAGUAGUUUUAACACCCUGCAUCUGCGCGUGCGUGGUGAUGGCCGCCCAUGGAUGAUCAACAUCGUAGCAGAAACAUACUUCUUUCACCAGAAGGAUGACAUAUACAGUUAUUUCCUAUAUACCAGGGGAGGGCCCUACUGGCAAGAUGUUAAGAUACCUUUCUCCAAGUUCUUCCUUACACAUCGAGGGAGGAUACAAGAUGACCAGCACCCUCUCUGGCUAGACAAGGUUAACACCAUUGGGUUUACUUUGGGAGACAAAGCAGACGGCCCAUUCCAGCUUGAGAUUGAUUUCAUUGGUGUCUGCAAAGAUUAUGCACACAGGGAGGAGUUUGCCUAUGAAGCAUACAAGAGGAACCCUGAAGUCUGAGAACAGUUAUAAGCCACAGUCAAACUGUUGGAUCAGUUAGACUUCAUGUUGACAUAAUUUAUCUGGAUUCUAAUUUAUCUCCCUUUCCCAAAUAUAGAAAGUCAGAUAUUGUCACCUGUGACUUCAUUAAAUAUUAUCCAUGAAUCCAUUAAUGAUUCAAGCAGUCUGUUUAUUUUAAAAAUGUAGUAUUAAACA